CGUGCGCGCUGGGGAGGCGGCGGGCACUGCGGGAGGCAGAGCGGCCGCCGAGCCGAGGAGCGCCAGGCAGGCGGAGAGCCUCGAGCUCGCGGGGCCAUAGACAGCGAGGACGGCGCAGACAGUCUCCCAGGCAGACCCCGAGGGUGCGGCCCGGGCUUCCACCGCGGAGGACAUGGCUUCCAGCCCGCUGCCGGGGCCCAACGACAUCUUGCUGGCCUCGCCGUCGAGCGCCUUCCAGCCUGACGCCCUGAGCCAGCCGCGACCUGGCCACGCCAACCUCAAACCCAACCAGGUGGGCCAGGUCAUCCUGUACGGCAUUCCCAUCGUGUCGCUGGUGAUCGACGGGCAGGAGCGCCUGUGCCUGGCGCAGAUCUCCAACACGCUGCUCAAGAACUUCAGCUACAACGAGAUCCACAACCGCCGCGUGGCGCUGGGCAUCACGUGCGUGCAGUGCACGCCGGUGCAGCUGGAGAUCCUGCGGCGGGCCGGGGCCAUGCCCAUCUCCUCGCGCCGCUGCGGCAUGAUCACCAAGCGCGAGGCCGAGCGCUUGUGCAAGUCCUUCCUGGGCGAAAACCGGCCCCCGAAGCUGCCCGACAACUUCGCUUUCGACGUGUCGCACGAGUGCGCCUGGGGCUGCCGCGGCAGCUUCAUCCCCGCGCGCUACAACAGCUCGCGCGCCAAGUGCAUCAAGUGCAGCUACUGCAACAUGUACUUCUCGCCCAACAAGUUCAUCUUCCACUCGCACCGCACGCCCGACGCCAAGUACACGCAGCCGGACGCUGCCAACUUCAACUCGUGGCGCCGGCACCUCAAGCUCACCGACAAAAGCCCCCAGGACGAGCUGGUCUUCGCCUGGGAGGACGUCAAGGCCAUGUUCAACGGCGGCAGCCGCAAGCGCGCCCUGCCGCAGCCCGGCGCGCACCCCGCCUGCCACCCUCUCAGCUCCGUCAAGGCGGCCGCCGUCGCCGCCGCGGCCGCCGUGGCCGGGGGCGGGGGGCUGCUGGGCCCGCACCUGCUGGGCGCGCCCCCGCCACCGCCGCCGCCGCCGCCGCUGGCCGAGCUGGCCGGCCCGCCGCACGCCCAUCACAAGCGGCCGCGCUUCGACGACGAUGACGACUCCCUCCAGGAGGCGGCCGUCGUGGCCGCCGCCAGCCUCUCGGCCGCCGCCGCCAGUCUCUCGGUGGCUGCGGCCGGGGGCGGCGCCGGGGCGGCCGGGGGCGGCGCCGGGGGCGGCUGCGUGGCGGGCCUGGGCGCGGGCACGGGCGCCGGCGGGGCGGCCAAGGGCCCGCGCAGCUACCCGGUCAUCCCGGUGCCCAGCAAGGGCUCCUUCGGGGGCGUGCUGCAGAAGUUCCCGGGCUGCGGCGGGCUCUUCCCGCACCCCUACACCUUCCCGGCCGCCGCGGCCGCCUUCGGCCUGUGCCACAAGAAGGAGGACGCGGGCGCGGCGGCGGCCGAGGGCCUGGGGGGCGCGGCGGGCGCGGCGCCCAAGGCCGGCCUGUCGGGCCUCUUCUGGCCGGCCGGCCGCAAGGACGCCUUCUACCCGCCCUUCUGCAUGUUCUGGCCGCCGCGGACCCCCGGCGGGCUGCCCGUGCCCACCUACCUGCAGCCCCCGCCGCAGCCGCCCUCGGCGCUGGGCUGCGCGCUCGGAGACAGCCCGGCCCUGCUGCGCCAAGCCUUCCUGGACCUGGCCGAGCCGGGAGGCGCGGCGGGGACCGCCGAGGCCGCGCCCCCUCCCGGGCAGCCCCCUCCCGUGGUGGCCAACGGCCCGGGCGCCGGCCCGCCGCCCCCCGCGGGGGCGGCCCGAGACGCGCUCUUUGAGUCGCCCCCCGGCGGCAGCGGCGGGGACUGCAGCGCCGGCUCCACGCCGCCCGCCGACCCGGUGGCCGUGUCCGGGGCGGCGGCGGCGAGCGCGGGGGGCCCCGCGCGGGGGUCGGCGCCGCACCACCCGCACCUCCUGGAGGGUCGCAAGGCGGGCGGCGGCAGCUACCACCACUCGAGCGCCUUCCGGCCGGUGGGCGGCAAGGACGACGCCGAGAGCCUGGCCAAGCUGCACGGGGCGUCGGCGGCGGGCGCGCCGCACUCGAGCCCCGCGCAUCACCACCACCACCACCACCACCCGCACCACCACCACCACCACCACCACCCCCAGCCGCAGCCGCAGCCGCAGCAGCCGCCGUCGCCGCUGCUGCUGCUGCCCCCGCAGCCCGACGAGCCGGGGCCGGAGCGCCACCACCCGGCCCCGCCGCCCCCGCCGCCCCCGCCGCCGCCGCCGCCGCCGCCCGCUCUGGCCCCGCCGCCGCACCACCGAGGCCUUCUGUCCCCCGGGGGCACCAGCUGCAGCUACCCCAGCGAGGACAGCUCCGUGGACGACGACGACGAGGAGGAAGAGCAGGAGGUGGACGUGGAGGGCCACAAGCCCCCAGAGGGCGAGGAAGAGGAGGAGGAAGGCCGGGGGCCCGACGACGACGACGAGGAGGAGGAGGAGGAGGAAGACGACGCGACGAGGGUCCUGCUGGGGGACCCCUUGGUCGGGGGCGGCCGGUUCCUGCAGGCCCGAGGGCUGUCGGAGAAGGGGAGCGGCCGGGAGCGCGCACCCCCCGCCGCGGGCCCUUUCCCGCUCGCCCUGAACUCCAGGCUGGUGCCGGACGACUCGAAGCUGGGGGACCCCGGCGCCCCGGACCUCGCCCAGCCCCCGCCGCCCCCGCUGGCCUCACAGAAAACGGGCGGCGGGGGCAGCAGCGGCCCGGCCAGCCCUGCGCGCCAUCCAUCACUGGAGGAGCCACCCUCCUACAAAGAUAAUCAGAAAACUAAAGAAAAUAACCAAGUGAUUUUAUCUACGAAAGAUGACAACAACUUUUCAGAUAAGAACAAGGAGCAUAGCUUUUUCAUCACAGAAUCUGAUGCCUCCGGAGGAGAUUUUUGGAGAGAAAGAUCAGGUGAACACACACAAGAAACGAACUCACCUCAUUCACUCAAAAAGGAUGUAGAAAAUAUGGGGAAAGAAGAACUUCAGAAGGUUUUAUUUGAACAAAUAGAUUUACGGAGACGACUAGAACAAGAAUUCCAAGUGCUGAAAGGAAAUACAUCUUUCCCAGUAUUUAAUAAUUUCCAGGAUCAGAUGAAAAGGGAACUAGCCUACCGAGAGGAAAUGGUGCAACAGUUACAAAUUAUUCCCUACGCAGCAAGCUUGAUUAGGAAAGAGAAGCUUGGCGCCCACCUCAGCAAAAGCUAAAAGGUGCACAGAACCACUUACUCUUGUUCUCUUGUAAGAUACAGCUUGCCACUGAGCACUUCUGACCCACAUAAGGACUUUGAAUUGAAAGGGCUUGGG
This is a messenger RNA of Sorex fumeus (smoky shrew), 3331 nucleotides long. RefSeq names its product SKI family transcriptional corepressor 2 (gene SKOR2). The transcript is spliced from 9 exons. NCBI's taxonomy places the organism in Eukaryota, Metazoa, Chordata, Mammalia, Eulipotyphla, Soricidae. Bases 173 to 3232 code for a protein of 1019 amino acids. The record is from RefSeq and is a predicted model, not a curated record. Gene Ontology annotation, cellular component: nucleus; transcription regulator complex. Gene Ontology annotation, biological process: negative regulation of transcription by RNA polymerase II; negative regulation of BMP signaling pathway. Gene Ontology annotation, molecular function: RNA polymerase II cis-regulatory region sequence-specific DNA binding; SMAD binding; DNA-binding transcription factor activity, RNA polymerase II-specific.